Messenger RNA from Vigna radiata var. radiata (mung bean), 855 nucleotides. Its product is annotated as chymotrypsin inhibitor 3. Bases 64 to 657 code for a protein of 197 amino acids. Lineage: Eukaryota; Viridiplantae; Streptophyta; Magnoliopsida; Fabales; Fabaceae. Gene Ontology annotation, molecular function: endopeptidase inhibitor activity. The record is from RefSeq and is a predicted model, not a curated record. The transcript has a single exon.
CCGCUUAUUCACACAACUGAACUGAACAGAACAAAGAAGAGAAUAACCUUAAUCUGAACAGAAAUGGCGAGUGCAACGCUUAUUGCUCUCUUCCUUCUUUCAGCCCUAACUUUCUACGCUCCUUCAAACACCGCUCAAUUUGUCAAGGACUCGAGUGGUAACAUCGUUAAAAAUAGUGGCAGAUUCUAUAUAUUGCCGUCACUAUUAGGAAACUACAGAGGUGGAAUUCGAAACCUUCGAACAGGUAACGAAUCUAUCCCUCUCUCUGUUGUGCAGUCUCCCUUCCAGGACGAUAAAGGGCUUCCAGUUACCAUUAGCUUCGAAUAUAUCCCUGUAGGUGUAGCACUAGUGUCCCUUAGCUUCGAAUAUACUCCUGAAGGAACCCCUCUUGAGUGGACCGCCGUUGAGGGUUUUCCUGAAGGAACCCUCGUUAAAAUUGGUGGUUAUUACCCAAAGCCAAUCAUCGGUUCUUUCUAUAUGAGAGAUUCUAUAUUUGGAACGAAGGACUCCUAUAAUCUUUUGUUCUGCAGAAGCCUCCCGGCUUGCAGUAAUGUUACUAUUGUUAAGAGCGAUGGGAACUUGGUUUUGGCUGUCACUCAGGAGAAUCCAUACGAGUUUUAUCUUGAGACAUAUCUGCCAACAUCUGCUGAUGCAUGAAAAGUCGCGCACUUUCUUCUUGUGAUAGCCGGUGAUACUAUAUGCUUUGGGUGUAAUAAACCAAUGCAUGCUAAAUAANAUAACCGGUAUUUGGUUUUUCUAACGUUCAUAUUUGUACCUGUGCUACUAUAUGCUUUGGGUGUAAUAAACCAAUGCAUGCUAAAUAAAAUAAGCGGUAUUUGGAUUUCCUAUCGUUCA